AUGGCCCUUUCACUCUCGCAAGUUUCGUUCGAGCACCAUCGAACUGCCCUAGGUAUAGGAGAGACUUCUCCUCGGAUUUCCUGGCGUUUCGAUGGGCAAGUCUCGGACUGGCAUCAAAAAUCCUAUGAUAUUGAAGUUCAAAAGCGAGGAGGAGCUGCAGAGACUUUCCAUGUAGAUUCUGCGGAUUCCGUUCUUGUUCCAUGGCCCAGUGAUCCCUUGAAGUCAGGAGAACAAGCGACUGUUAGAGUCAAAUCGACUGGAAGCAGUGAUAAGGCUAGCACCCCAUGGUCAGACCCUAUCCAGGUCGAACCGGGGCUGCUUAGCCCCGAAGAUUGGCGAGAGGCGGCUGUGUUGGCGUCGGAUCGAGCUACUGAAAUUAACGAAACGCAUCGACCUAUCUAUUUCCGAAAGGAUUUCGCUCUGAGACCAGGAUAUCCUUUCAGCAAGGCUCGCGUUGGUGACCAUGUUCUCGCUCCUGGUUGGCAGUCAUACACCCAUCGCCAUGAAUACAAUACCUACGACGUCACUGAUCUUCUGGGAAAUGGUGAUAAUACUAUUGGUAUCAUUGUUGGCGAGGGUUGGUACUCAGGGCGUCUCACAUGGAACAGCUAUCGGAAUAUCUAUGGCGAUACACUAGGCGCGCUUUGUCUGCUUGUAGUCACCAACUCCAACGGUUCAAAGACAUACAUCUCUAGCGACACCACAUGGAAUUCAAGCACGGGUCCCAUCAUUUCUUCUGAAAUUUACGAUGGGGAAACAUAUGACUCUAGACUGGAGCAAAAGGGGUGGGAUUCUCCGGGUUUCGACCAGUCGAAUUGGCUGGGGGUGCGCGAGCUCAACUUUUCCAAGGAUGCACUGGCAGCCCCAGAUGCGCCGCCAGUAAAGCGCGUGGAAGAGCACCCGUUCGCAGACGUAUUUUCCAGCGCCUCAGGAAAGACAGUUUUGGAUUUUGGACAGAACCUGGUCGGAUGGCUGCGAAUUCGCGUCAAAGGACCAAAAAGGCAGAACAUCACUUUUGUGCACACCGAAGUGAUGGAAGAUGGAGAGGUUGCGACGCGUCCCCUCCGUACCGCAAAGGCAACAGACACUUUCAUUCUUUCCGGCGAGGAGGAUGAAUGGGAGCCGUCAUUCACUUUCCACGGCUUUCGAUACGUCCAAGUUGAAGGCUGGCCAGACGAGACCAAACUUGAUAACAAUUCAGUCACCGCUAUCGUUGUUCAUACGGAUAUGGAGCAGAUUGGAUUCUUUGAUUCCUCGAACUCUCUCCUUAACCGCUUUCACAAAAACAUUCUCUGGAGCAUGCGCGGUAACUUUCUGAGCAUCCCCACUGAUUGUCCUCAACGUGAUGAGCGCUUGGGUUGGACCGGCGACAUUCACGCGUUCAGUAGAACCGCAAACUUUAUCUAUGAUACAACUGGCUUUCUUCGAGGAUGGUUACGGGAUGUGCGUUCAGAGCAAAAAGAGAACAAUUUCUCCCCACCAUCCGUGAUUCCAAACGUGAUGGGAGACUCUCCACCAACUUCGAUAUGGGGAGACUCUAUCGUGGCUGUGCCUUGGCAACUUUUCCAAUCUUUCGGAGACAAAGAUAUGCUGCAAGAGCAGUAUGCCGGAGCUAAGGAUUGGAUUGAUAAAGGAAUUCCCAGGAACGAAGUGGGCCUGUGGAAUCGUUCGACCUUCCAGUUUGCAGACUGGCUGGACCCGAAGGCUCCUCCGGACAGCCCAGGCGAUGCCACGACUGACAAAUAUCUCGUAUCCGAUGCGUACCUGAUUCACAGCACCGAACUUGUGGCUAACAUGUCUGCCCUUCUUUCGCAUGCUGAAGAUGCCGAGGAAUACACCAAGUCACGCCAAAAGCUCACCCAGGCCUUUCAGGAUGCCUGGGUAUCACAGAACGGAACUAUGGCAAAUGAGACUCAGACAGGCCUCACGUUACCGCUUUACUUCAAACUCUUCUCUGAGCCGGAGCAUUACACCUCUGCCACCAAUCGGCUUAUCGAUCUUGUCAAGGAAAAUGAAUACAAAGUAGGAACUGGGUUUGCCGGGACUCAUAUCCUCGGUCAUACCCUCUCUGAAUAUGGAGCGGCGGAUGUCUUCUUUGGAAUGCUGAUGCAAGAAGAAGACCCGGGCUGGCUUUUCCAGGUUGUGAUGAAUGGAACUACUACAUGGGAGCGUUGGGAUAGUAUGCUGGCAAACGGAAGCGUGAACUCAGGGGAGAUGACAUCUUUCAACCACUACGCUGUUGGAUCGAUCGGAAGCUGGAUCUAUGAAAACAUCGGAGGAUUGACCCCUUCUGAGCCGGGUUGGAAGAAAUUUAAUGUUGAAGUGCACCCCGGCGGUGGGCUGAGUGAGGCUACAACCAAGUUCACAAGUCCAUACGGUCUUAUAUCCACUCACUGGGAACUCGAUGAGAGCCAAGAAGAUGACGACUGCUCCAAAGAAGAGAAAGCGUUUCGCUUGACUGUUCAAGUGCCUCCUAAUAGCCAAGCAACGAUUUAUCUUCCUUCUUCGGGUUCUACGAAAAGGACGGUUGUGGUGGGAUCGGGAGUGCACAAGUAUAGUAGCUGUGUGGCCUAG
This is a messenger RNA of Penicillium mononematosum, 2574 nucleotides long. RefSeq lists its product as uncharacterized. The transcript has 4 exons. Gene Ontology annotation, biological process: carbohydrate metabolic process. NCBI's taxonomy places the organism in Eukaryota, Fungi, Ascomycota, Eurotiomycetes, Eurotiales, Aspergillaceae. The coding region runs from base 1 to 2574 and encodes 857 amino acids. The record is from RefSeq and is a predicted model, not a curated record.